Aegilops tauschii subsp. strangulata is the source of this 2498-nucleotide messenger RNA. Its product is annotated as probable trehalase. Gene Ontology annotation, biological process: trehalose catabolic process. The record is from RefSeq and is a predicted model, not a curated record. Gene Ontology annotation, molecular function: alpha,alpha-trehalase activity. NCBI's taxonomy places the organism in Eukaryota, Viridiplantae, Streptophyta, Magnoliopsida, Poales, Poaceae.
GCGCGGCGUCCCCCUCCCCUGCCGCCGCGAUGGUAUCCGGCCACCGCCACCGCGGACCGACGUGGAGGCCAGCGAGCCACCAACGAAAAAGAAAAGAGAAGCCCAACUGCUACACAUGCGACAAGUUCGUUCACAGGGCAUCGAUCCCAACGGCCGGCCCAGGUCGGCAGGCGCCUUGUCCCCCGUUCCGAAUAAAAACCCACGCGUCGCACGCAAAGCCCAAACCGCCAGCAAAAUUAUCGUUUCCGCUUUCCAUCAGCCAACCGCCGGAGGGGAGAGGAAGAGUCCGCCGCGCCCCCGUCGCCUCGCUCGCCGCCGUACGGAAGCGGAACCGUCUCAACAGGACACGGACGUCACGCCCCCGCAAAUUCCGCAACAGAACAGAAAACCCUCUCAUCAUCGAAUGGCCCCGCCUCCGCGCCAUCUUCUACUACUGCCCGUUCUCCUCCUCGUCUCUCUGCUCCGCGCAGCGCAGAUGGAGACCGUCCACGCCGCCGCCGGCGAGGGAGAUCGCGACGAGGGCGCCCGCGCGCUGCUCGCGCUGCUGCAGCGCGUGCAGUCGGAGGCGCUGCGCGCGCUGGGGCCGCGCGACUUCGACCCCAAGCUCUACGUCGACCUGCCGCUCGCGCCCGGCGCCGACCGGGCCGCCGCGGAGGCCGCGCUCGCGACGGUGACCACGCGGGGGGAGAUGGAGGCGUUCCUGGCCCGGUACUUCGCGCGGGCGGGGUCGGACCUGGUGGAGGCCGACCCGCCGGACUUCGAGGCCGAGCCGCGCGGGUUCCUGCCGAGGGUCGCGAGCGGCGAGGCGCGGGCGUGGGCGCUGCAGGUGCACGCGCUGUGGAAGGACCUGGCGCGGCGGGUGGCGCCGUCCGUCGCGGCGCGGCCCGACCGGCACACCCUGCUGCCGCUGCCCGGCAGGGUCGUCGUGCCGGGCUCCAGGUUCCGGGAGGUCUACUACUGGGACUCGUACUGGGUCGUCAGGGGCUUGCUGGUGAGCAAAAUGUACGACACGGCAAAGGACAUCGUGCUCAAUCUUGUGUACCUCGUGGAGGAAUAUGGGUUUGUUCUCAACGGUGCCAGAUCCUACUACACUAAUCGAAGCCAACCACCACUUUUGAGCUCGAUGGUUUUGGAAUUAUACACGGCAACAGGUGAUUUGGGCCUUGUGAGGAGAGCAUUCCCCUCUUUGCUGAAAGAGCAUAGCUUCUGGGUAUCAGAGCUUCACAACGUGGAAAUAAUGGACAAUCAUGGACGGCUGCAUAAUUUGAGUCGUUACCAGGCCAUGUGGAACAAACCUAGGCCAGAAAGUGCAACAAUUGAUGAGGAACUGGCCUCAAAGCUUAAUUCUACGGCUGCCAAGGAAAAAUUAUACCACCAGAUUGCUUCAGCGGCUGAAUCGGGAUGGGAUUUUAGCUCUCGAUGGAUGAGCAAUUCAACUGAUAUGACAACCUUGGUAACAACAUUCGUUAUACCUGUGGACUUGAACACAUUCAUAUGCAAGAUGGAACGGGACAUAGCGGUCUUUGCUGAACUCAUUGGAGAGAAGGCAACUGCAGAACUUUUCUCACAGGCUUCAAAAGCACGCCAUACGGCAAUCGAGUCCCUUUUGUGGAAUUCUGAGAUGGAACAGUGGCUUGACUACUGGCUUCCCACUGAUGGAAAUUGCCAGGGACCCUACAAGUGGGAAUCGAAGUCACAAAACCACAACAUCUUUGCUUCUAACUUCGUACCCUUGUGGUUAAAUGCACAUAAUUCAGGUUUGGGGCCAUUUCUGGAUGAAGCGAAAUCAGUGAGAGUCAUGAGAAGCCUCCAAACAUCAGGGUUGGUCUGUCCUGCAGGAAUAGCAACUUCAGUAUCCAAUACAGGGCAACAAUGGGAUUUUCCAAAUGGAUGGGCACCAUUGCAGCAUCUGAUAGCUGAGGGAUUGCUGAACUCUGGUUCAACAGAAGCAAAAGAAUUUGCUGAGGACAUCGCCACGAGGUGGGUGAGAACAAACUAUGCAGCCUACAAAUCAAGCGGCGCAAUGCAUGAGAAGUACGACGUCGAGGCCUGCGGAAAAUCCGGAGGAGGCGGGGAAUACAAACCACAGACUGGUUUUGGUUGGUCAAAUGGUGUAUUAUUAGCAUUUUUGGAAGAGUUGGGAUGGUCCCAUGACAAGGAAAUAGGCUGCCCAUCCUGAUGAGAUCAAGCAAGCCACCUUAUCAGAAGAAAAAUGUGCACACGCCAAAAAAUUUAUGGAAGAGCCCUACACGCCAAAAAUCUAUGGAAGAGCCCUUCUGCUGAACUUUCUUAAGCAACUAAUUGACUGAGCCCUUGAUUGAUUGUGUGUCUAGUCUAUUCUUUUUGUUACAAAAUGACAGCGUGCAGUUGCUCUUUGUUGUAACUAAGGUUAUAGCCGGCGAACUGUUCCCCGACAGUCGCCGGGCAUUCUUCUGCUGUUUACACUGUAAACGACCUUGUACGAGGUAUCACUAUCAGAAGUACAGUACAUAUAUUUA